GCUCGUGGCUCGUUAUAUAUCGUUCUUUUCUUUCUUUUAAACUCCUCACCAAGUUAACUGGAUAAUGAACACCGAUCCAUUUAUUAGACAUGCGUCCAACCCUUCUCGAGCUUACUAGUUACUAUCCCAUUCCGUAUUCGCUCACCUAUUCAACUGAUGCCGAUUCCGUAUCAUGAGAAUUUGCCUGCGUCCUAGCCUUCCUCCACAGCUGCGCUGCAGUUCUUUCGUCUAUCAUCGCAAUGGAUUGAUAUAUCCCCCGCGCACUUGGCCUGUUGAGGGGCCACCGGCUACGUUGUGCCGUCCAACAUGGUGUCGGAGACUCGCAACUUUUGUUCAGAACAGGAAGACCGCUCCUAAUGGACUGCCCUCUAGGGCUAAAGAAUUAAACGAAGGCGAUGUAUACUUUGACUCAAGGUUUUCUGCCUUCUUUCCGAAGGCAAGGAAUGAUGCCAGUGCUUGGGUACGGCAUCUAGAACGAUACUUGCCACCAGGCACACGCGCCGAUCACUCAAAAGAUGUUGAAACUUUCCCGUCACCUGCUUCCACUCCGAAUACCACCAAGUUAAAUAGCGUUGUCCGUGAAGGCAAGGAAAUAGCAGCCAUUUUGCACCAUGCUCGUCUAUUAGAAGAUCUAGAUCUUCUAGCCUACCUUGGGUUCACUCUACAGAGAUGGACCGCCGUCUAUGUACUCAUCACGAAAAUGUUAGAUGCUACCAUUAGUUUGCAAGAGAAUGCACUUUCCAUGAAAAGCCUUCCAUCCAAUUUGAAUUGGCACGCCGGGGACAUCAAACAGAUUACAAGUGACCGCUUCAAUUUAUCAGAGAAUAAAGCGUUGUCCAUGACCACUGGAUUUGAGCAAUUGCCAGUCUCAGUGUCUAUGGAAAGUUUAACAAGUGAGCCGGAAGCUGAUAUAACAGGAUCCUACAUUAUGGGAGAAAUUUGGCAAAGUUUAGGUUUCGUCGUCCUAGCAGCCGCGGAUAAAUCAUCGCGGGAGUCUGAAUUAGCUAUGUCAUAUGUGUAUCAAACAAUCGGACGCCUCCAUCAUUCCGGAAAUAUAUCGGACGUUGUAUAUAAAUAUUCAAAGUCUACUCAUGAUCGACUACUGUCUCGACCCCCAGGAAUGUACCUGUUGUCCACACAUAUCAUGAAUGUAUUGACGGAUACCGCAUGGCUAGCUCAUGAAGCAGAGGUGUCGGCAAAGGCGAAAGCUGCUGGACAGAAUUCUCCCUUUCGCCCGUUUAAAAUGGGCAUUCGACAUCUCGGUCACGGUAUAUGGUUGGAGUUCAUUCUUUGGUCCUGCAUCGAGAGUGGACAUAUCAAAGAAGGCAUGUGGAUUCUUAAACAUAUGCUGACGACGAAUUAUGGAGCUCCAUGGACAGCAGUAUCAUGGAAUCCCCUUCUUGAUCAACCAGAUCUUCUUCACGAUACAAAUAUAGACUCUGAAGAUUUUUGGCCGCACCCCAACAUUCACAGAACUACUGAAGAGAUGGAGAACAAAUCAGGGGCUUUCCAUGGGUUUGGGAAACGAACGAUCAGUUCUGAGGUCAUAGCAGCCUUAGCAACUCAUGCAGCGAAUUCCACCAAAAGCUCUGAGAUGGAACAAGUUUUCCUCAGAGAUAAUAUCGAGAAUAUUGCCCUCCUCAACUCUUUUACAAAUCCUACCACUGAUAGAUGGAUCGAAAGUUCAACAGCCACACAUCGUCAGAUAGUUUGCGUUCUAGAGUCGCAGUGUUUAGACACUGCUGCCGAGCCGAAGUCACUUGAGCUCCUGUUAAAGUCGUUGCCUCCAGUUCCGCCGCUCUGGGACGAUUCCGUCCCAACAGACUAUCCAAGUCUCUCUGUGAUAGAUAGAUUUGACAUAUACAACUCUUCCUCGAUGCUUACGGGUCUUUUACAGCAGACCAUGCGCACAUACUCAACUCAUCGUCAGAUCGACGAUGCGAUGCGAAGUUUUGCAUGGCUACAAGAAAUUAUUGAUUCAAGCAAAAUGGAACGUAUACAGGGAUUUUUCCAGAAAGAGAAAGAUAUCGUCGAGAUUCAGCCUGAAUCUUCAAAUGACUUAAUUCCCAUGCCUCAAGCUUCUAUCCAGAUCGAUCAGUCGUCGAUUCCAAGUAUAUCUAAAAGUACGCUAGCAGACCUUAUAGACUUGAUUACUAUCAGCAAAGCCUUUAGCUUCGGUGAAUGGCUACUCUUCUCGCAGGAUGCAGAUGGGCCUGCAAUUCCUCUUGACUCUUAUGGAGAUCAAAGUCUGGCUCCAUCUCUCCUUCGCUUCGCCUCAGCGACUCGAAAUCAGCAACUCGGCGAUAUUGUUAUUCAAAGGAUAGUUGCGCCAAUUUCACGCAACACAUUCAAUGCCCUGCUGAACUUUCGCAUUUCUUUCCAUCAGUGGGACGAAGCGGAUGCAAUUCUCAACUUACUGUGUCAAUAUAGACUGAAAACAUGGGGCGAAAGCACCUUGGCAACAUUGGCAGCUGUAAUCCUUAGAUUGGAGCAGAGUGUUAGAGGAACCCCACAAGAAGAUGCAAAGCAAUCUCUUGGUCGAGCCCAGGCACUCUUGGGGCGUAUUCUCAACGGUGUCUACAACCCUGCAAAGUUCUCCCACAGUCAUCUCAAGGGACACUAUAAUCGAGCAAUUUUUCGAUGGUACCUUAUUCUCUCCUCAGUUGACGGAUCUCUGGUUCAGGUGUGUCAUAAGACAAAACUUCGUUACACCAACGAGUCCGGUCGCGACUCAUUGCCUUAUGUCCCAUCCGUUGCUUUCCACAUUUUGCUAGACGCUGUCGUCGAAACCCGCGGUAUUCGAGCUGGAAUGGAACUGUGGAAAAGAUGGUGCAUCGACAUUGAACCUUCUGAAGCAGCUCUUCUAACUGAAGAUAGAGCUUUCCGGCUUGAAAAGAGCGCUGAUCCACGAACAGAACAUCUCAAUCCUAGUUUCGAUUGGGAAUGGUUUCACGAGAAACAGCACAAAGCCGUGAUUCCAAACCUUGCCACUGUGCGGAUUAUUUCCAGAGCCGCCGUUCAGCAGUAUAAGGAACUUACACAAGCCUCGUCCCUCGUCCUAAGAGAGGAUGUCUAUGAUGUUUUGGAUUUCUGUGUGGAACGGUAUCGAAGAUUCGGUCUCGAUAAAGACCAGAUUGAACUCGAGACGAGCUCCCAUGUCAGAAGACAGAGAAAAUCAGAAGCAAAAAAGAGGAGACGUCUUGGCGGCCCGCUCAUUACAAAGUAUUACGAUAAGGGGGCUGAUGACGAGACCGAUGAAGUUGGAUACACCUGAGGUGGCUGGUUGUUGUGAGUAACUUGUAAUACGUAUACGUGUAUAUAUUUGUGUAUAAAUAAGAUUUGAAACCGUGAAGCUCCAAUCCGUUGAUGCCAGGUGCGUUCUAAAGUCUAGUAAAUCAUCUCUUUUUUAUUUAUAGGGUAAUACAAUAUCAAAGUGAGCAUUACUUAAGG
Messenger RNA from Talaromyces proteolyticus, 3450 nucleotides. RefSeq lists its product as uncharacterized. The record is from RefSeq and is a predicted model, not a curated record. Bases 173 to 3274 code for a protein of 1033 amino acids. Lineage: Eukaryota; Fungi; Ascomycota; Eurotiomycetes; Eurotiales; Trichocomaceae. The transcript has a single exon.